GCCAGUGGCGUAUGGACUCCGGGAAGCCGGCAGGAGCAGAGGCCGGCGUGUCCCUGCUUGAUGCCCAGUCCGCCUGGCCGUGCCCUCCACCUGCACCCGCAGCGCGUCCCUUCAUUGUUGAGGGGCGGGGGGCGGCAACUUGAAUAGGCAGAGCCCUGACUCUUGGCGGACAGGGAAGUAUUUAGGGGCUGAGGGGUGUCCCCAGGCCCAUCGGCAGAGUAGCUGCAGCAACAGGACCUGGGGCCCUGGGGUUCAGCAGCGGGGCCCUGGGGUUCAGCCCCAUAGCCGGAUGCCUCAGGGUAGGGAUGAGAAUGGCGGGCUGCGGAAGAGGGAGGAGAGGCAGGUGUCCGCACGCAUGGCGACAGCUGACACACGCGUGGAGACAGCUGGCACACGCAUGGAGACAGCCGACCGUGGUGAGGCGGCCCCUGAGGCCCCAGAGCCCACCCGCAUCGACGUGCACAUCCACCAGGAGUCAGCUCUGGCCACGCUCCUGAUCCGCGCCUGCUCCCAGCUUCCGUCCCCCACCCCGGAUGCCGUCUCCCGGACCAGGGGCCGGAGCCGGCUGCUGGUGGCCUCCUGGAUGGUACAGAUCGUGCUGGGGGUGCUGAGUGGCACGCUGGGAGGCUUCCUCUACUUCUUCCACUUCUGCACCUUGCGUGGCUCUGGAGCUGCCCUCUGGACAGGGGCUGUGGCUGUGCUGGCUGGAGCCGUCGCCUUCAUUUACGAGAAACGGGGCGGCAUCUACUGGGCCUUGCUAAAGACCCUGCUCGCCCUGGCAACUUUCGCCACGUCCAUUGCCGCCGUCGCCAUUGGGGCUCGUUAUUUCCACGAGUACAAGUUUCAUUUUAGAGACUAUAUCUGUCAGGUCUCCUCAACGGGUUUGUCCUGGGGCGCUGCGCCCUGGACCACUCCAAGUCCAGAAGAAACCAGAAGACUGCACCUGUGCCUUUCCUACCUGAGCAUGCUGAAGGCCCUGUUCAUAAGCUUUCAGGCCAUGCUGUUGGGUGUCUGGGUUCUGCUGUUUCUGGCAUCUCUGGUCCCCCUCUGUCUGUACUGCUGGAGAAGGUCCCAAAGUAAGAAGGAAACAGACCAGAAAAAACUGCUGCAAGUGAGGGAAGCCCAGCUGUGCUUCUCCUGAGUGCCCAUGCCUGGUCUCUCCCUGGACUAGGCAUCCCUGCCUCUGGCUCCUGGGAGAAGGACCGGUCUGGGGAAGGAGCCUGCACUAGCUCCGCUUGUCCUUCCGCCACCCCACCGCGGCCAUGGCCACGGCCACCAAUCGUGAUACCAGUCUUGCUCAUUUCUGGUUCACCUUCACCAUCCCACCCUGCUUCACGGCCCCUCAUGAGCAGCGAUGACAAUAAACUGUCUUGUUUCUCACA
Mustela lutreola (European mink) is the source of this 1382-nucleotide messenger RNA. RefSeq names its product transmembrane protein 176A (gene TMEM176A). The record is from RefSeq and is a predicted model, not a curated record. Gene Ontology annotation, cellular component: membrane. The transcript is spliced from 7 exons. Lineage: Eukaryota; Metazoa; Chordata; Mammalia; Carnivora; Mustelidae. The coding region runs from base 290 to 1141 and encodes 283 amino acids.